AUGUCGUCGCCGCUGGGCUUCACUCCAUGGCGGAGGAGGGCUCUGAGCUCGACCUCGCAGCGCGAUCAGGACCAGGCGCAAUUGCGAGGCGGCGAGCCCUCGAGCCCUCCUCAUCCUCACCACGGCCACAGCGCUCACCUCCCAAUUGCGACUCCGAGACCGUCCUCGAUAAAUUCUGUUCCUGGUCAUAGAGAGCCCAUCAGAUCCUUCAUCCAUGGAUCCGUGCGAGACAGCUUGGUCCCGAUCGACAGUAUCCAGAAUGCCCGAACCGUUCGCGAAGACACUGCAGAGCUUGCGACGUACUUGCUCUCCGACCCAAAGACUCUGCAGAGCCCGGCCUUUCUCCAGCGGGCAAGGUUUUCCCACCAGGAGGCUGUAGAGUCCGAGACCGGCGAUGAUGCGUCCACUCUCGACAACGUGCGCUCCUCGCAGACCAUCGUCGAGGUCUCGGAACCGCCGUCGCCAGAAGGCGAAGAUGCCGACACGGAGGCGCAUGCCGGGCCGUCGGUGCUAGCGAACCUACUCAAGAGGUCCCCUCCGCAGUCGGUCGUCCACGAUCAACAAGACGCCGACAAUGGCGACGAAAACGAAGACGGAAACCAGGCGCAGGCAGGAGAGUCUCGAAUCGAUCACCCAAUGGACGAUGCCACGGAGCAAACACCUCUGCUCACACGCAUCAUAUCGGGUGGUCGGCGAUCCUACAUGUCGGAUCUCGAGGGCCAAAAGGCUCCAACGAAACGGCCAUGGAUCACCAACCUUGUAGGAGUCGGUCACAAGAUGGAAGAGAGAAUGACCCAUAGCGUUGCCGUCGCUGUCAACCCAAGAAGAUGGGAUCACCGUGCGCUCUGGAACUCGGUGGUAGUCAACCCUGCCUCAUGCCUACCUGCUGUCGCUGUUGGACUCCUUCUUAACAUCUUGGACGCUCUAUCUUAUGGCAUGAUCCUUUUCCCUUUAGGAAAGCCAAUCUUCUCUCAUCUUGGUUCAGCGGGCAUCUCAGUCUUCUACGUUAGCACCAUUGUUUCGCAGAUCGCCUUUUCAUCCGGGAGUAUUUUCAAGGGCGCGGUUGGCUCUGAGCUGAUCGAAGUGGUACCCUUCUUCCACAAUAUGGCUGCAAAGAUCACCGAGGUUGUUGGGGAAGACAACCCCGAUGCCGUGAUCGCCACCACUAUUGUGUCAUUCUCGGUCAGCGCCAUGUUGACCGGUCUCGUCUUCUAUCUCAUGGGCCGAUUCAAGGUCGGUUACAUGGUGGGCUUCAUUCCCAGACAUAUCUUGAUUGGCUGUAUCGGUGGUGUCGGCUGGUUCUUGAUCGCAACUGGCUUUGAAGUCUCGGCGCGUCUCGAUGGCAGUCUUCAGUAUGACCUCAACACACUCAAGCAGCUGACAGACCCUGCAACUGUACCACUAUGGGUAACUCCCCUUGUCUUGGCCAUUAUUUUGUUUUAUGGACAGUCCAAGAUUACGUCCAAGUUCUUUCUGCCAUUGUUUAUUCUGGCGAUUCCCCUCAUUUUCUACUUUUUUGUAUUUGCGCUUGAUGCAUUGGACGUGGAUGACUUACGCAGCCAUGGCUGGAUAUUCCAAGGCCCUCCUUCUGGCGAGCCUUGGUGGUAUUUCUAUACCCUGUACAAGUUCAAACUGAUUCGAUGGGACGCUGUUGCGGAAUGUAUUCCCGCCAUGCUUGCCCUCACAUUCUUCGGCAUUCUACAUGUUCCAAUCAACGUUCCUGCUUUGGCCCUCAACUGCGGAGAGGAUCAUGCCGACCUCGAUAAGGAGCUGAGACUUCACGGUUACUCCAACUUUCUCUCUGGGUGCUUCGGUAGCAUCCAGAACUACCUGGUGUAUGCAAACACCGUCUUCUUUAUGCGAUCAGGCGGAAACAGCCGUCUGGCUGGCUAUAUGCUGGCAGCUGCGACAUUCGGCGUCAUGGUGAUCGGCCCAUCUCUCAUCGGAUUCAUUCCUGUCAUGAUGGUGGGUACUUUGAUCUACGAUCUCGGAUUUGAGCUGCUUCUCGAGGCUCUCUGGCUUCCUCGCAAGAAGCUCAAGUUGGCCGAGUAUCUAACUGUUGUGGUGAUUGUCCUGGUCAUGGGCAUUCACGACUUUGUUGUGGGCAUUGGAGUUGGCAUCUUGUUGGCCUUUGUGUCGCUCGUUCUACAGACUUCGCGGGUGUCUGCUAUUCGUGGGAACUAUUCCGGCGACAUUGUUACUUCGACCGUGAGACGCAACCCCUCACAACAUCACUAUCUGCACGAAGUAGGAAAGCAGAUCUACAUUGUCAAGCUCACAGGCUAUCUCUUCUUCGGAACCAUCGUCAGCGUGGAGGAGAAGAUUCGGGGCCUAUUGGAGGAGAGCACGUUUGCUAGGCAGCCGAUCAAGUUCUUGAUUUUGGACAUGUGGCACGUCACUGGGCUGGACUACUCUGCGGGUGAGGCCUUCAACACUAUUAGCCGUUUACUCGACAACAAGGACGUUAUUCUCGUCCUUAGUGGUGUUGACGCUGAGAGCCAGCUUGGUCGCAACCUGAGGGCCGUUGGACUCGGGAGUGAUGGUAUUGAGGUUCUGAUGCUGCCCAACCUCAACUCUGCCCUGGAGAGUUGCGAGAACGAACUUCUCAAGACCCUCUAUGCCAGACAGGAGGAGCUCAACUCCCUGAAGCGCAUAUCAGCCCAGAACCUAGAUGUGCCCGCGGCUAAGACGUCGGGCCUCUCGUCUUUCGACCCGCCUUUCAACUCACCACGACGCAACCACCUUGCUGAAGCUGCCCGCGAUGCUUUGAGCAGCCUUGAAGUUCAGCGUCCUACCAAGUGGCAGGGUUUCAAGGAACCUCUUCGUCUCAUGCUUCAGAUCUUCCAGGGGCUGAGCGAUAAGAAUGAGGACUUUUGGUUCCCUGCGACGACUUACUUUACACGACGGGAGUUCCCUGCGGGCACCGUCCUAUUCCGAAGGGGAGAGGAAGCUAACGGAUUCUAUAUGGUGGAACGAGGUAUCGUCCGCGCCGAAUACGACCUUCCGCAGGGCUGGCUGUGCGAAAGCAUCGUGGCUGGAACGACGCUCGGGGAAUUGCCCUUCUUUUCAGAGACUAACCGAACGGCCACGGCGGUCGUGGAGCGAGAUUGCGUGGUUUGGCUGAUGGAUAGGGACAACUGGGCCAAGAUCCAGAAGCAAGAGCCGGAUGUUGGACGGGAGCUGCUGAGGAUAUCGCUCAAGCUCACCAGUGAGAGGAUGACGGCCAUCACCUCGUAUAUCUUGACGACAGCGGGCUAG
Fusarium falciforme is the source of this 3258-nucleotide messenger RNA. RefSeq lists its product as hypothetical. Lineage: Eukaryota; Fungi; Ascomycota; Sordariomycetes; Hypocreales; Nectriaceae. The transcript has 5 exons. Gene Ontology annotation, cellular component: membrane. The coding region runs from base 1 to 3258 and encodes 1085 amino acids. The record is from RefSeq and is a predicted model, not a curated record.